GAUGUGCCAAGGGCUGGAGUGUUACCAAUUUGGUAUACAAAUUUUGUUUGUAUAAACCAGUUCUGCAAUAGAUCGUCAGGAAUUCAAGUUGUCAAUUAUUUUACACCAAAGAUGUCUGGAAAUAAUCAAAAUUACAAUACUAUUGUGGGCCCAAAUAACAUUGAAGAAAUUAGAGCACACAGCUCCAGACGAAGAUUUGGUCUAAGAUGGAUACCAACUUCUGCACAGGAAUUCGAAGACUCAGAAAUCAAGUUACUUAAUUGCUUAAACGUUCCUUAUGAAAUUGGUUUCGUCAACGCCGGACAAGUUCUUCAACCUGGAUUUUGUUGUGGAGUAGCUAAGCUGAUAAAUGUGAAAAUUCGGACCCUGGUCGUUAACAAAACCAGACCUGGGACACCACUCCUUCUUCUGCACGGUCUUGGUUUAGGGAUCGGUUGUUUCGUUCCAGUAAUUCGUGCAGUGGGACAGCAAUUUCGAGGUCCCAUUUAUGCACUGGAUUUACCAGGUUUUGGUCUUAGCACACGCUUCAACUUCCCAACUGAUCCAAAAGAAACAGAAGAGACGUACAUUAAAUUAUUGGAAGGGUGGCGACACACCCUUAAUCUACAGAGGGUUUUUAUUGGGGGCCAUAGUUUUGGGGGUUUUCUGGCUACAUCAUAUGCCCUCAAAUAUCAGGAUAGAGUUCAAGAAUUAGUCCUCUUUGACCCUUGGGGAUUUCCAGAGAAGCCAGAGAAAGUCUCUUAUUUUGCAGGAUUUCAAAACCCAUUCGUAAUCCAUUUCAUCACAUUAGUCACAGAACGAGUCAAUGUCAAUGCCCAUUUUCGACUACUUGGACCUUGGGGUCCCAAGUCAUUUGCCAGUGCUAUCGAGACAACUUGGUCAGGUUGUAGUGCAUCCAAAUUGUUUGAAAUCCAAUCCGGCUUAGAAGGCUCGGACAGGCUUCUUAGCGAAUACAUGUAUCAUUGCAUUGCAGGAAAUCCAAGCGGAGAAGCAGCAUUCCGUUCCAUGAUGAACUGGUUAGUUUACACCAAGGAACCAAUGGCUCGACGCCUCCAUCGGCUAAACACACCUGUGACAAUGCUGUACCCGGAGGAUCACUCCUUCGUACCUAGCAUUCCCGAUGACGAAUUGGAAUGCCUAAUCGGUCCUCUGUGUCGUCUGAAAAUUAUUAUAAUUCCAUCAAGACAUCAUGAAAAUAUGCUUGUCUCCAAAACAGUUGAGGAUGUCCUCCUCAAUCUAACGUAAUAUUUCAUAAAAACGAUUUCUUAUAAGACGUUAGACAUUAUUUAAAUUUCAAAAGUAAAGUAGGGCUUAGUGUAUUCUUAUUACAAAUGUACGUACAAUACUGAAGUUUAUCAAGUGUCCCUAACACAUACAUACUUAAUAUGUAAUCUGAAUUAUAAAAUAUGAAUCAAUACAUGAA
Molecule: messenger RNA, 1423 nt
Organism: Folsomia candida
Lineage: Eukaryota; Metazoa; Arthropoda; Collembola; Entomobryomorpha; Isotomidae
Product: (Lyso)-N-acylphosphatidylethanolamine lipase
Exons: 9
Coding region: 112-1245 (377 amino acids)
Source: RefSeq, a predicted model, not a curated record